CUCCGCGAGAUCUUUGGCAAAUACGGCCCCAUCAAAGAACUUGACUUACCUAUGAACCAUACCUUCAACACAAACCGCGGCUCAGCCUACAUCCUUUACGAAGAGGUCGAAGACGCCGAGAAAGCCAUCACUCACAUGCAUGAAGCGCAACUCGACGGUGCUAAACUCACUGUCUCAGUUGUGCUUCCU
Lindgomyces ingoldianus is the source of this 189-nucleotide messenger RNA. RefSeq lists its product as uncharacterized. The record is from RefSeq and is a predicted model, not a curated record. The annotation marks the transcript as partial. Gene Ontology annotation, molecular function: RNA binding. Lineage: Eukaryota; Fungi; Ascomycota; Dothideomycetes; Pleosporales; Lindgomycetaceae. Gene Ontology annotation, biological process: mRNA splicing, via spliceosome. The transcript is spliced from 2 exons. Gene Ontology annotation, cellular component: ASAP complex; nucleoplasm; cytoplasm.